AGAGUUUAUCUGUGAGAAAGAGAUUACUUGGGUAUCUAAUCUAUUCCAUAACCGUCUGGAUUGAGCGUGUUGUGAUGGCAGCAGGGUAACAGUUUGAAACCAGAAAGUAUGCUGGUUACAAUUUUCAUGAAUCCAUAAAUACCUGUCAGACACUGGGGAAGUGGUUUGAAGGACCUUUAAACACAACAACUGUCCAGACAGCUUGUGGGAGUGAGCUGAAAUCUUCAAUUUAUAGCACAAAAAAGUAAGAAAAAACAUAGUAAAAAUAAAUAAAUAAAUUAGUCAAAAUUCCCAGGCUAUUAUAUAAACACACCACCUAAAUUGUCAGUCACAAGCACCAACACACACGACUCGCCCAGUCGUACUCUCAUCACUCGCUCAUUAUUAAUACAGGAUUACAUUUAUUCUCAAUCCCAAACUCACACACACAGUCCACAGGCUCCUCACAGAAGUGCACACCCUUUCUGUCGAGGACCGUCAACGGUAGCAAGGCAGUCUGGUAGCCGUGUGCCGCCAGCUGGAGUCCGAGGAGUUUCACUCUCUUUGAAUGUCACAAGCUCAUAGAGACCUGCUGUUCAUCUGGCUGCUAACGGAGGUUUUACCAGGCAACGGGUGGAUUUCUGUCCGACAACAGUUCACUGAAGAUUUGUAAACCCCGUUUCAUGACGAUGUUUCCUUGGUCAGCUGUUUUCUCCCUUGAGCCCAAAGUGCCCGGCCAGCGCAGCUCUGAGGAGUUGGUGACCAAUACUCUGAUGUUAGAGCUGGAGGCCAUGGUGAAGCGCACUGAACGCAUCCGCUUGGAGUGGGCGACGGAGGGUCGCCGCCGCCGUCGCAGCUCCUCCACCGCCCCGACCCCACAGCCGUACGAGCUGACCCCCAGCGACCUGCUGGGCCUGCAGGACCUCUGCGUCAAGAUCCCCCCUGCACAGUGUGGCCCUCUGAUCGUCAGGUUCAGGAGGCUUGUGACGCAGAUGGAGCCGGAGGUUCACGAGGUCCUCCGGCUGUUUCGCUCGGUGCUACGCGACUGCAUGGACGAGGUGACCGGAAACGACGACAUGCAGACGGAGGACGCCGUCUAUGAGAAGCUACAGCGCAGCAAGAGUCUUCUGUCUUUUGUAAGCUUCCGCAGCAAGUUCCGCACAGGUCCGUUGUUCAGGGGCAGCAACACAAGAGGCUCCAGGGGGAACUUGCACCAGCAGGUAGAUUGGUCCGACGAGGAGGAUGCAGAAGGGGAGGAAGAGGCCAUCAAGGCCAGGGCGAGGAAGGGAAGGAGCAGGAGCAUGCCAGAGAUCAGCCCUAUGGAGCAGAGUGCCCCGGGGUGAGAGAGUCAGGGGAAAGACAAUGCAGAGAGGAUGGUGGGAUGGACCUAUGGAGAAGUUCGUUCUGAAAGGGGGAGAACAUGAGGAGUAAGAGAAGGAGGGACUGUAGAGAGAUGGGUCAGCUGAAUGCAAAUAAGGAGAGGAGAGUUUUUUUCUUUCUCUUGUUCCAAAUAUAUUUCAAAAGCAGAUAAGAGUGAGCUUAGGAGGAUUUCUUCCCUUUCAGCCAACCGGUCUAAUUGCUAUUGAACUUGAAGUCUUUUGUUUCCAAAAGCAUCGCCGUUUUGGCUUUAAGAUUCUGAAACAUGUGAUUAGCAUUUAAAUGUGCUGACAGCAACAAGACAAAGUGUCUCGUCAUGCGAGCAGCUCUGUGAGGCUGUACAGUUGUAUCUUUCCCAUGUUCACCAUCUUAGUUGAGCUAAUAUUUGCUAAUUUGCACUAAACACUACAGCAAAUGCCAACCUGCUGGUUGGCAAGAAGAGUGGUCAAAGGAUCAUUCAAAUCAUUAGGAUGCCUUGUCUGGGGACCAUAGACGUCUGUAAUCCAUGCUUUAGUUGUUGUAAUAUAGAUAUGAAUGGUCAUAAAGCCACAUCACUAGCAUGUAAUAACUCAAAUGUGCUGCAUGGGGUUUAGUUAAAUAGAAUAUUUUUGACUUGAAUUGCUGACCUUUACAUGCUUCAGGUAUCCUUAAAAUCAAAAAGCUGCUGAAUCAUAUCAUGAACUCUGAUCGCUCUUUUAAUGAAGUAUCGAAACUAAAAAUAUGCUAAAUCACAUCGUUUUUAACGUACGGGUACUUUGUUAGUAUCGCUACACCGUGUGCAGCGUGACAGCAGCAGAUGUAGCGGACUAACAUUCAAGCUAACCUAACUUCCCAAACGCUGUGGACAUCUGAACGCUGAUUGGCCGAGACGCGACACGUCCCAUCAAAGAUGUUCUAUUGCGAAGAGCACCACUCCACAUUUUCUCCGCGUCUCACUGUAAUCUCAACGGCAGCGGGCCAGGUGAAAAAAAUAAUAAAUCGGAACGCGUCUCUGGUAUUGUUCAGGGGGCCGGUCCAAAUGGGGAGGCGGGCCGGAUACGGCCCGCGGGUCGUAGUUUGGGGACCACUGAUCAAGCACAUCCUUGGAGGCAGGACAUAACUAGAAUCAUCUUUAAAAGAAAUUGUGAAUAUAUGUAUUUGGGGAUAUAAUCAGUGUCAUCAUUAUUUCUAUGCAGUUAUAACAUGUUUCCCCCCAUAAAGAUGUGGUCUUUGUUUAGAUACAGUUGUGUAGCAUUUGAGACUAACUGUGACUCUUGCAUGUUUGCCCAUUUAUAUCCGUCCACAUUUUUAAAGUCUAGAAGCCUUUUAAGAAAAGGAAUAAAAGCUACAAGGACCUUUAUCCCUUUCUUGUGGUUGAGAAGGUUACAUGUUUAUGUGAAAAUGUCUGGGGCCUGUAAAUAAAUAUUAGUAUAAGUGUC
Molecule: messenger RNA, 2774 nt
Organism: Pseudoliparis swirei
Lineage: Eukaryota; Metazoa; Chordata; Actinopteri; Perciformes; Liparidae
Product: RD3 domain-containing protein
Exons: 4
Coding region: 663-1322 (219 amino acids)
Source: RefSeq, a predicted model, not a curated record